AACCAAACCCGAUAAUAAAAACACACGCAAAAAAAAGGGGCUGUUUCAACCCUAAACCGCCACAAACCACCGUCACAAUGCAACGUUUCGCGCCACAACCACCAACCAAAACCCUCAAACAAGAGCUUCUUUUAAAGAUCCCACGAUGCACCGUUCACUUAAUGGACAACGGCGACGCUUUGGAACUCGGCAAAGGCGAGUUCAAGCUCGUACGUGUACUAGACGACGACGUUCCACUCGCCACUAUCGUUAAAGUCACCGACGAUCUUCAAUGGCCGUUGACGAAGGACGAACCGGUGGUGAAGCUUGAUUCGGUUCAUUACCUUUUUUCUUUGCCGGUGAAAGAUGGGAAACCGUUGAGCUAUGGGGUGACCUUCGUGGGGCGUGGACAUGGGAAUAGCUUGAGCUCGUUGGACUCGUUUUUGAAAGAGCACUCGUGCUUCGCCGCCGGCGUGGGUUCGACCGGCGAUAAGCACGUCGAUUGGAAGGCGUAUGCACCGAGGAUUGAGGAUUAUAACAAUGUUUUGGCGAAGGCUAUUGCUGGAGGGACGGGGCAGAUUGUUAAAGGAAUCUUCACAUGCAGCAAUGCUUAUAUUAGCCAGGUCCAAAAAGGAGGAGAAACCAUUUUAAGGCAACCACCAGGGAAAACUCAUGGGAUCAUUUCAAGUAAGAGCAACAAAAGCAAGAGUGAAGCCAACAACAAUAACCUUAAACGUGUUAGAAACCUAUCGAUAAUGACAGAAAAGUUGAGCAAAACAAUGUUGGACAUGGUUGGUAUAGCAAGUGGAACCGUAAUGGCACCUUUGCUUAACUCCAAGCCUGGCCAAGCUUUCCUUUCAAUGCUUCCUGGCCAAGUUCUUUUAGCUUCCCUCGAUGCUGUUAACAAGGUUCUUGAUGCAGUUGAAGUUGCUGAAAAGCAAGCUUUAUCUGCUACAUCCACUGCAGCAACUAGAGUGAUGACUCAUAGGUACGGCGAAAGAGCAGGCGAAGCGACGGAAGAUGCGCUAGCAACUGCGGGGAACUUGGCAAGCACAGCUUGGAAUGUGUUCAAGAUAAGGAAAGCAUUCACUCCCAAGUCCACUGCCACUUCUGGGUUAUUGAACAAUGCUCCCAAGUAUAACUAGAAAAUCUUAUUAAACAUUUCAAGAUUAGCAAACAAAUGUAACAAAAUAUUCGUGUUUAGACACAUAUUCGGGUAUGAAUACUGAUAUGAUGAAAAUUAGAACCGAAGUAAAUCUACUUACGUUACGUAUGAUUAGCACUUAAA
Messenger RNA from Gossypium raimondii (Peruvian cotton), 1267 nucleotides. RefSeq names its product senescence/dehydration-associated protein At4g35985, chloroplastic. Gene Ontology annotation, cellular component: plasma membrane. The coding region runs from base 78 to 1124 and encodes 348 amino acids. NCBI's taxonomy places the organism in Eukaryota, Viridiplantae, Streptophyta, Magnoliopsida, Malvales, Malvaceae. The record is from RefSeq and is a predicted model, not a curated record. The transcript is spliced from 5 exons.